GGAAGGUUGCGCGGUGCUGCGUUCUCCCUGGCCCCUCUCUCUCUCUCUCACGCACACACACAUCCAUCGCUGACAAUGGUUCUCAAUCCUUACUGAAACUACUUUAUGGUUCCCAAUAAAUAAUAAUACAUUCUCACUGAAAUCGAAUUGAAAAUUCAUGUCAAAUUUUCAGGCAUUUCUCUAAUAUUGAAUUUUUUUGAGAAUCAAGAACUGAAUUGCACUUAUGAAAACGACAUGUUUAUUUGCCUAAUUGUUCACCCAAAGAAUAAGUGAUUUAUGAUUUUCUUAAGACAGUGGUUGGCAAAAUAGUAAAUGAUAUUUGUGGAUGCUGAAGAUACAUGUAUGAAUGCUCGUACACGUAUGAACAUUCAGCCUGUGUUCACGGGGCCCGAGUUGAACAAUAUAGACAAAACUAAUGCACCGAUGAAAAUAUAAUGAGAAAAUUUCAGAAUAUUUCCUUCCCGAUAUAGAAAGUAUUGAAAAGUUGAAAACAGAAAAUUAUAUAUUUUCGCACGAAAGUAUGCUUAUUCUUUUUCAAAUUCUAAAUGAGUUUCUAAAGGUCAAAUGUAUCAUGUAGAGACAGCAAAACAAUUAUAGUGUAAUAUCUGAUAAUUACAAUAUAAUUUUUUAAGACUGUGAACGAUUCAUAUAAUUCUCAUUGGAUGAAACGAUUUACUUACGGCACAAGUGAACGGUGAUUGGUGGGAGAGGUAAGUGAGAAUUAAGUGGUUGAGUGCUUUCAUACAGUCACUAAUUAAGUAGGCGGAAGUUAGCACUUUACUGACAGUGAAGUGAGUGCCUUUGGCAAUAGAAGUGCUACAUUAUAUUAUAAUGAGUUCUGCCAUGCUGGAUAAUCGCGCUGUUGACUACUUCCGUAACGACCAUUAGGAGGGUAAUUUAUGCUGACCAAUUUGUCGCUAUUGACUGUUAUAAAUACUUAAAAUUGGUGCCUUGAGCCAGUUUGCGUCGUAUUCAUCAUAGUGACUCACCCAAGUGCGAAGUAGUUUGACUCACCCAAGUGCGAGAUACCUUUGACUCACGCAAAUGAGUCAAACUGCUGCUUAAUCAGAUGUUCAACAUUGAAUGAGUCCCCUAUGAACAAAUUGGAAGAGGAUAUCAUUGACUGUAGAUAUCAAGCCUGUUUAAAAUAUAUCACAGAUGAGUUUGGCUUAGCUCAUCGUGUGAGAAUAAUAUUAAUCGACUGUCUAAAACUGUUCAAGAACCAGUUCAUCUGACUUGAACACGAGAUGAGAAAGUGCCAAAAAAUUAUGAUGCCUUCGUGAGUGAUUGUCCAUCACACAAUAGCCUAGAAAAAUCAGGUUGUCAGUAGAGGCUGACCCCUAGAAACAAAACUUAAUUUGUGCAAUAAUAGACUGGAUCAGUGGAAGCCAUUCCCUCUACCAAUCAGGGGGCGUUGAAGCCAACCCCCUUAACGACCAGGGACCAAUUAAACCACCCUUAACGAUACCACUGACAGUUCUAGUAGGCCCACUGGACCUGACAAAGAACAUUAUCUGACUCUACCUAACGCCAGUGCCACAGGAUAAUAGGGUGAAACGACCCAAACGCCUUGUUAGGAUGCCAAGGAACACCAAAGUACCGCUGCUGCUCCUGCUGUUGCUGCUGUCCAUACUGCUGUGUGCAGCUGUGUGCUGGGCGUCUGCCAGCAAACCCAAGAUCAGAGGAGGACUGGAAAACAGU
Messenger RNA from Procambarus clarkii (red swamp crayfish), 1701 nucleotides. The record is from RefSeq and is a predicted model, not a curated record. NCBI's taxonomy places the organism in Eukaryota, Metazoa, Arthropoda, Malacostraca, Decapoda, Cambaridae.